AUGCCUCGGCGGUUAAGAUGGAUUCUUCCAGCUAUUCGAUUCGCUAACGGCUCGCGGCAAUCUUAUAAAAUCUCAAGUUCAGACUCAGACUUGGAGGAAAAAAGACUUGAACAACCAGAUCUAUAUGGCGCCCUAUGGUCGACUGGCUUGCUUGAUUCAAGCAACAAGCGAUUGAACGAGCCAAAAUUGUUAGAACUGUCAGAUGACAUUCGGUCCCACCUUGUUGAGGAUGCUUCGCUAGGUCCCAGGGCCGGAGUCGUCAAGAGAGCUCUUCGCGAGUUGGUGAGAGACGAGAGCAGUAUCAUGCCAACCAUGGAUUUUGCGAUAAUCCAGAAUGCUCGACUGGAUAAGCUUCUCUCUGAUAUACUGACGUUGGGGCAUCAGCAAGCCUCGUCCCAUCCCCGACCUCGGAUUGAUAUAGUCAUGGCUGAGAGACUGCAGAGGCUAUGGAUGGCCAGAUUUCGCGAAAAAUACUUCAACAUUGAUCAGAUCCGACAUCAAAAUUUGUCAAGCACUGGACCCUGUCGGAGCUUGAGUGGAAUCUCCAGUUCAAACCAGGGCAUUAGUGGCUAA
Trichoderma breve is the source of this 573-nucleotide messenger RNA. RefSeq lists its product as uncharacterized. The transcript is spliced from 4 exons. Bases 1 to 573 code for a protein of 190 amino acids. Lineage: Eukaryota; Fungi; Ascomycota; Sordariomycetes; Hypocreales; Hypocreaceae. The record is from RefSeq and is a predicted model, not a curated record.